CUACAUCCGUUGGGCGCUUCUUGGUUGAGCGUUCCAAUUUCUCCUAUUCAUUUUAAUAGAAGAGGCCCGUCUCUGCUGAAUAGUCUCUGGUUAAACUAACCUUAAGCAUAUGCUACAGAAAUAUGACUAGACUAACUGUAGCAUUCCUCCGCUCAACAGAUGGCGCCCGUUCAGUUUUACCGUGACAGACGAAGCAACGAGGAAACUUAGACGCUGUUUACAUCAGAUGGGAAUUUGUUCGGUUUAUUGAUACUUACUGACAUCAUCUGGAGCUGAUCUUAAACCAGCAGAAUGGGUGAGAGAAAAGGAGUGAACAAGUACUACCCUCCGGAUUUCGAUCCAGCCAAGCAUGGCUCGAUCAAUGGCUACUGGAAAACCCACCCGCUUCGGGAACGAGCCCGGAAACUGUCUCAGGGCAUCCUCAUCAUCCGAUUUGAGAUGCCCUAUAAUAUUUGGUGUGAUGGCUGUAACAAUCACAUAGGCAUGGGGGUCCGAUACAAUGCAGAGAAGAAGAAAGUGGGGAAUUACUACACAACUCCAAUAUACAGGUUCAGGAUGAAGUGCCACUUAUGUGUGAACUACAUAGAGAUGCAGACAGAUCCAGCCACCUGUGAUUAUGUCAUUGUAAGUGGAGCCCAGAGGAAAGAGGAGAGAUGGGAUAUGGCUGAGAAUGAGCAGAUUCUCACUACUGAGCACAGUGAGAAAGAGAAGCUGGAGACGGAUCCCAUGUAUAAAUUAGAUCAUGGGGGAAAAGAUAAGGAGAAGCUACGUGCCGCCAUACCAUCUCUCACUGAGCUUCAAGAGCACCAGUCCGGCUGGAAAGACGACUUUCAAAUCAACAGCACACUCCGCAGGAAGUUUAGGAAUGAGAAGAAAGUGAAAGCUGAGGAGGAGGAAAAAGACAACGCAGUGCGACAGAGGACUGGUCUGUCCAUCCCUUUGUUACCGGAGAAAGAAGAGGAUAAGAAGCUAGCCUCACUGCUCACCUUCCAGAGCCCAGACUCAUAUGAAGACCGACAGCACACAAAAAGGCAACAGAUAUCAUCUCGUUCUUGGUUUAGUAGCCCCUCCUCAGCAGCAGGGAGCGCCGCUGGAAACCUCUUGCAGAAGUUAGGCCAGCAGGGUCGAGGAGCAGCUGUUGCCAAAGCACUCGGCUCUUCUACGCCUAUUUCUCACAUCCUUGUACGCAGGAAGUCAGAGGGAGGCAAGACUGAAAAUGGCAAUAAUACAAACUCAUUGUGUGCUAAAUCUUGCCCUGAUGUAAACUUAGCCAAUAUGGACACUGAAGAGUGCAACGACACAAACAAAUUCAGAACCCAACACGCUCUCUUUCCUCUCACAAAUUCGGGGGAUGAGAGUAAGGACAUAAAAACUCAAAACUGCAUUACAGAGACAUACAGAGGAAGCACAUCAGAACAUUGUGGGAAAGAGGAGAAAAAUGGUACUGGUUUAUGUUCUGGAAAGUCUCUGGUUGCAGAUUACAGUGACUCAGACUCUGGCAGUGAGGUCUGAUGUAGACUGAAGAUUAAAUUAAGGCACUGCUUUAGUCAUCUUAUGGUAACAUUUUCUGAAUUGAAGAGUCUGUGAGUUCUGUUUUGGCUACGUGAAGCAUUGAACAUUGUGUUUGUUCUCCCUUUUCACAUAAUCUUUAUUAGUGGUGUUUGCUAAUGCAAGCCUCAGUGGUUAAAUUAGGAUUUUAUAGAUUGGGGAACCCUAAAAUCAUGCGAAAUAUGACAUGACAUGGUGCACCACCACCACUAACUGUUAUGCAAAUAAUAUCAUUUGUAAUGCAAUAUAUGUAUAAAAAGCGGUGCAAAAUAAAAGCAAUUUCACUAGA
Myxocyprinus asiaticus (Chinese sucker) is the source of this 1837-nucleotide messenger RNA. It is a transcript of the gene yju2b, whose product is annotated as YJU2 splicing factor homolog B. The transcript is spliced from 10 exons. Bases 292 to 1512 code for a protein of 406 amino acids. Gene Ontology annotation, biological process: mRNA splicing, via spliceosome. The record is from RefSeq and is a predicted model, not a curated record. NCBI's taxonomy places the organism in Eukaryota, Metazoa, Chordata, Actinopteri, Cypriniformes, Catostomidae. Gene Ontology annotation, cellular component: post-mRNA release spliceosomal complex; U2-type spliceosomal complex.